Messenger RNA from Necator americanus (New World hookworm), 1200 nucleotides. RefSeq lists its product as uncharacterized. The transcript has a single exon. The record is from RefSeq and is a predicted model, not a curated record. Bases 1 to 1200 code for a protein of 399 amino acids. Lineage: Eukaryota; Metazoa; Nematoda; Chromadorea; Rhabditida; Ancylostomatidae.
AUGCUGCUCAGAGGAUUACGAGCCUGUGCUGAACGUGCCUCGAAGUCGCGCACGACAAACUUGGAUCGAAUUUCGAAGACCACUAAGGAAUUGAUGGGAAGAAGAAGGGCUUUGAGGCUUGAUCCGAAUGCAUCGCACAUUGAGCGGUUAGUAGCAAACACUAGCUGCAGAAAAGCGUUGCAGGAGGAUCUUUUGAAGUACAGGCAGAAGAAGAUUCUAGAAGCAGCACAAAGAAGAACGAGUCUAAAGAAGUGCCGCAGGGAUCUCCGCGAAUAUAAUAUUCCGCUAGCAACCUUGCUGAGCGAAGACGGGACUCGCACGUCUUCUCGUCGUGAGAUGGAAAUCAUUACGGAGAGGUUCUACUCGAACCUUUUCCGUUCAUCAACUCCUGUGUCAAGCCCAAUCAUCCCCACUGGCGAAGCUCCACCACGGAUUCUCCCUUCGGAAGUACGAGUCGCUAUCAAGAGCAUGAAACCUGGCACAGCCCCCGGACCUGAUUUUAUAUCAGCAGACUUUCUUCGGGCUGGUGGCCAUCCGCUUCAUGUAAUCUUAGCAGCGCACAUGACAUCCUAUCUUCGGAAAGAAAGGAUCCCAGACCAGUGGAAGACCUCGCGAACCGUUCUUAUCCAUAAGAAAGGUGACAGAGAGGACCUUCGGAACUUCCGUCCGAUAUGCUUGCUGAGCGUGUUAUACAAAGUAUUCACCAAGAUCAUCCUCACACGCAUAUCUAGGACGCUGGAUGAAGCCCAGCCUCAAGAACAAGCUGGAUUCCGCCAAGGGUUCAGCUGCUUGGACCACAUCCAGACCGUGUCGAGGGUCAUAGAGGUUUGCCGGGAAUACCGCCUGCCCCUUAUUCUAACCUUCGUCGACUAUGAGAAAGCCUUUGACAGCGUAGAAACGAAUGCAAUACUGUCAGCGCUGGUCGAUCAAGGUGUGGACGCGUCGUAUGUGAGGACAUUAGCCAAUUGCUACGAACGAUGCACGACUAGGAUACAGCUUUUCCACCGCCCUCUCACCAUACCCAUUGGAAAGGGGGUACGACAAGGCGAUACUAUAUCGCCGAAGCUGUUCACGGCUGCAUUGCAAUGGAUAAUGAAACCACUAUCCUGGGAAGAAAGGGGCAUACGUGUUGAUGGAAGAUUUCUUUCGAACCUUCGUUUCGAGGGACGACAUCGUUCUCUUUUCGAGCAGUACCAAUGA